Molecule: messenger RNA, 1285 nt
Organism: Nicotiana tabacum (common tobacco)
Lineage: Eukaryota; Viridiplantae; Streptophyta; Magnoliopsida; Solanales; Solanaceae
Molecular function (GO): tRNA binding
Source: RefSeq, a predicted model, not a curated record
UUUUUAUCCUAAACUCAAAAGUCCAAACCCAACGCAUCACUCUUCUUCCCACUUCAAAAUUGAGUGCAAAGGGAUGAAUGUAAUGGGAGUAGGGGCAGCUAAUUGGUUAAAGGGAAGUGGCACAUUAUUACUUUCUCGCCACACAAAUUCAAUUACUGCUAUUGCUUCACGCUCAAGGCCAAGUUAUUGUUCCUCCUCAUUAUUGCACCAUAAAAAUAACAAUAAUAAUACCAUUUUCAGCACCAAUUGUCAGAAGAUUGGUCACUGGAACAAUCAUAACACAAAAUUAUGCUUCAAUUUCUAUUGUACGACGCCGUCAAAUGUGAGUGUAACAGAACAAGAUUCUUCAUUAGAGGAAGAUGAGGAGACUAAGCUGAGGAAGAUUAAGGAUGCGGCUAAUACAUUGGACAUUAGGGUUGGGCGAAUACUUAAGGCCUGGAGACACGACGAGGCUGAUUCGCUUUAUGUUGAAGAGGUUGAUGUUGGUGAGGCUGAGCCCAGAAUUAUAUGUAGUGGGCUUGUUAAAUAUGUGCCUCUUGACCAUCUUCAGGAAAGGAAUGUGAUUGUUCUUGCAAAUUUAAAGCCAAGGAAUAUGCGUGGUGUCAAGUCAAAUGGAAUGCUGAUGGCAGCAUCUGAUGCAUCUCAUGAGAACGUGGAACUUCUUGAGCCGCCUGAAGGCUCAGUACCUGGGGAAAGGAUAUGGUUUGGUUCUGCUGAUGAAAAGGAGAAUCUCCCUGAGGUGGCAACGCCCAACCAGGUAGCGAAGAAAAAGAUUUGGGAGCUAGUACAACCACAUCUAAAAACAGAUGGCGCUUGCGUUGCUGCACUAGGAAUACAUUCUAUGCGAACUUCAACAGGUGUGGUGGUCAGCGGAUCUCUUAAGGAUGCAACAAUAUCAUAAUUAUAUCCUAAAGUUCAUGCAGUUCUCUUAACAUCCUGCACGUUAUGUUCCUAUCUGCCAUUCAUUGUUAUCAUCUGUUCUAAAGGUUCAUGGUCUUCUCUAUUUUACUAAAUAAAUCUGUCUCCCUGUUUGGAAGAGUGAAAAUGCUAGAGAAGGUUGGAGAGACUUUGGACCAUUUCCUUGGGUUGAGAUGGGAGAAUGAGAAGUAAAAAAUUUGGGUUAUCCUUGUUCUGGAAAGAAAACUUGUGGGCUCAACAGAGAUAUUUCUCUUCCUUUUCCAUUUAACCAAUUUGCUUGCCAAGUGAGGAAAAUUUUAAAUCAUUAAUAAGCUAUUAUGUUCAAGGCUUGUCGAGGACUGGGAGCAUAUACAAAUAGCAUUAUAUA